Molecule: messenger RNA, 1050 nt
Organism: Pogona vitticeps (central bearded dragon)
Lineage: Eukaryota; Metazoa; Chordata; Lepidosauria; Squamata; Agamidae
Source: RefSeq, a predicted model, not a curated record
AUGAAUAAAUGCAUCACCAGUGAUCUACUCAAGGAUAUCCCCUUAACUGGGGUCCUGAGUGGGAGAGAGAGUGGGAGUGGCAGCGGAAAUGGAAGCGCCAGUGCAAGUGGAAGCGUUGUUGGAAGCGUAACUGUCGAGCCAGAGCUUGUGAAAGGAGAACCCCUCCCGCCUCCAAAAGAAGUUAUCAAUGGAAACAUUAAAACCUUGACCGAGUACAGAGAAGAGGAGGAUGGCCGCAAGGUGAAGAUCAUCCGUACCUUUCGCAUUGAGACCCGUAAGGCCUCCAAAGCUGUGGCAAGGCGAAAGAACUGGAAGAAGUUUGGCAACUCAGAGUUCGAUGCCCCAGGUCCCAAUGUGGCCACAACAACUGUGAGCGACGAUGUCUUCAUGACUUUUAUUACCAGCAAGGAGGACUUGAACUGCCCAGAGGAAGAGGACCCCAUGAACAAGCUGAAGGGGCAGAAGAUAGUGUCCUGCCGGAUCUGCAAGGGUGACCACUGGACCACUCGCUGCCCUUACAAGGACACCUUGGGACCCAUGCAGAAGGAGCUGGCUGAGCAGCUGGGGCUCUCCACAGGAGAGAAAGACAAGCUGCCCGGAGAGCCAGAACCUGUUCAGGCCCAGCAGAACAAGACUGGGAAAUAUGUCCCACCCAGUCUGAGAGAUGGAGCCAGCCGCCGGGGGGAGUCCAUGCAGCCAAACCGCAGAGCGGAUGACAAUGCCACUAUCCGUGUCACCAACCUUUCUGAGGACACCAGAGAGACUGACCUGCAGGAGCUCUUCCGUCCCUUUGGAUCCAUCUCUCGGAUCUACUUGGCCAAAGAUAAAACCACCGGCCAGUCUAAGGGUUUUGCCUUUAUCAGCUUCCAUCGCCGCGAAGAUGCUGCCAGAGCCAUUGCAGGAGUGUCUGGCUUUGGCUAUGAUCAUCUGAUCCUAAAUGUGGAAUGGGCAAAACCUUCCACCAAUUGAGUCCUGCAGCAUUUAUCUCCGGACAUUACUCAGUUGUUCUUCACUGGAGAUAAUCGUCAUUAAUAAAGAAUUCAUUCUAGC